Messenger RNA from Fopius arisanus, 1854 nucleotides. Its product is annotated as dnaJ homolog subfamily B member 6. The transcript is spliced from 8 exons. The coding region runs from base 408 to 1268 and encodes 286 amino acids. Gene Ontology annotation, molecular function: Hsp70 protein binding. Lineage: Eukaryota; Metazoa; Arthropoda; Insecta; Hymenoptera; Braconidae. The record is from RefSeq and is a predicted model, not a curated record.
UUUCACACAACAAGUCAAACCAGUGGAGUUUCUCAGAGUUUCUCCACCUUUGUCGCUAAAGUCUCGUCUGUCUCUCCGUUUUGUCCAUCCACGGAGUGAAUUACCUGUGUAAUUUUCAGCCGUUUGGAAAUAACCCCAGCCAAAUAAUUACUCAUCCCCCAGUGAUAAGUUAAUCUUCCGAAGCAAAAUCAGUCUGCGAUAGUGUCUCGACUAUUCAUCGAUAAUUCUCCACUAGUGCACAGCUAUCGUUCAAGUAAAAAGAAAAAAAAAACGGUUAACCUGUGAUAACGAACUGUUGGAAGGACGCCCUUGUCUCUCGCCAAUAAAGUCUGUGGUGGUGGUCCCGCCGACUCGCAACAUCGCGGGAUAUUGGACUUUUGGCUGAAUAACGAAUUGAGACUGAGAAAAUGGUAGACUACUAUAAAGUUCUUGAAGUUACACGAGUCGCCACUACCGCGGAUGUCAAGAAGGCCUAUCGCAAACUAGCACUCAAAUGGCAUCCGGAUAAAAACCCAGAUAAUCUUGAGGAGUCGACGAAAAAAUUCAAAGAGAUCUCGGAGGCGUAUGAAGUAUUGAUUGACGAAAAGAAGAGGCGAAUCUAUGAUCAGUAUGGGAAGGAGGGUCUUCAGAUUCCUGGGAAUAAGCGCAGACAUGAGGAUGAAGACUUUGAUCAGUUCCAUAAUUGGUUUGUGUUCAGAGAUCCUGAGGAUGUCUUCAGGGAGUUCUUCCAUGGAUCACCCUUCAAUGAUCUCUUUGAUGUUCUGAAUGGUGGGAAUGGACGCAGGGGAUUACACAGACACAGCUCCAGACAGAAUACAUUGGGCUCACCGUUUGGCACCCUCGAUCUCAGCCUAUCGUCGCCUUUCGGAUUUUUUGGAAAUGGAGGUGAUCUUGGAUUUUCGUCAUUCAGCAGUUUCGCAAGGGGCUCGUCACCAAGCUCUGGGGCUGCUGUGAAAAAAACAAGCACCUCCACCAGAUUCAUCAAUGGAAAAAAGAUAACAACUCACAAGGUCGUCGAGGGUGGCAAAGAGACUAUAACUUUCUAUGAGAACGACGUAAUAAAAUCAAGGACAGUCAACGGAGUUCCUCAAUCAAUCACGUUGAAUGAGGCAUCGACGAGUCGUCAAGUGAGUGACAAAAUCAGCGAUUCGUCGUCAACUGGUGGUCAUACUAGAGACAGUGCGAAAUUGUUGCAUACGGAUAAAACACGGCUAAAGUCCCAUCACCAUCAUCCACAUACGAAGCACGAAAAAACUAAAAGAAAGUGAAUCAUGAGAGAGGAAAAAAAAAAACAACAGCACUUGCUUCAUUCUUAAUCACAACUUCCCUUUUAUAUUUUCGCUGUACGUGACCACCAAUUCCCCCAUCUGUAUCGAUACUUUUAUUAUAUUCAGAUUUAUCCGCUUGAAAACGAAAGAUACGUGAGUCUUGGCUUUGUGCGGUAGCUGUGAAUUCAUCAUUUGAAAAUAAAAUUUACAAGUAUGAGAAAUGAACGACGAAUGUCUGUCAUGAAAAACAAUUAUUCAUCUCUGCUACGCAAUCUUAGAUGUUUGUACUCACUCGUAGAUAUUUAAGGCCAUCUUUUAUCGUCAUUAGCAUCACCUACGUUAAUUGAUCAAAUAUAUGGGUAGACUGCAGUCAAAUUGAAGAAAUGGAGAUUAAUUCACUGUGAAGACUUAAAAAAAUCAUUCGUUUCGUCAAUGCUAUCUCCAAUUCUUAUGAAAUCAACUUCAAUUCAACGUCAUCAUGCGUUUUAGGCAAUUUUCUUUCCUUGAUGAUUAAUGAUAUAUGUGUAUAUAAUGAUAAGAGGUAGAGAUUAAGUUGAAAAAAAUACAGCUCUUAUUAUUCAAGAAA